AUGAAAAACAGAAAAAAAAACUUCUUUCUGUGUGUGUGUGUGUGUGUGUGUGUGUGUGUGUGUGUGUGUGUGUGUGUGUGUGUGUGUGUGUGUGUGUGUGUGUGUGUGUGUGUGUGUGUGUGUGUGUGUGUGUGUGUGUGUGUGUGUGUGUGUGUGUGUGUGUGUGCGUAUGUGUGUGUGUGUGUGUGUGUCGACCCCUUGCAACAACUGCCCUCCAUCAAGGCGCAAAGCUUCUCGCAGUUUCUGCAGAUUCGGCCUAGCUUCCCACCCUCGUUCUCCCUCAAGCGCGACGCGGACCCACAGGAGAUCAAGAUCUCAACGCAAAGCAUUUUAGCGCGAGAGUUGGAGAAGCGACGACGCCAGCGUGACCAAGAGGAGCGCGAGCACCUGACCAAACAAGCGUCACUGGCCAAACGCAAGGCUGCCGAAGCCAAGCAAGCCAGCAAACAGGCCAAGCGCAGCAGUUCGGUUUCUUCUGGCUUUCGACGAUGA
Monosiga brevicollis MX1 is the source of this 492-nucleotide messenger RNA. RefSeq lists its product as uncharacterized. The record is from RefSeq and is a predicted model, not a curated record. The coding region runs from base 1 to 492 and encodes 163 amino acids. The transcript has 5 exons. Lineage: Eukaryota; Choanoflagellata; Craspedida; Salpingoecidae.